AUGGAACAGGUACUGGAAGCGACAUUCCAUCAAAUGAGGGAGCAACAGGUGGAAAUGGAGCCGGUGAAGGCCUGUUUUCGCGACUUGGUGAAUGCGAGUAAAAGUGCGGCCGAGCGAUUUGAGCGCAUCAAUACGAAGAUUCAGGAGGCUUUCAACAAUGUCGAGCAUAUGCAAAGAGGGCGGUCCAAGAUUGAAUUAAGCGAUGACGACCGGGCAAAGUUCUUUUUGACGGAGACGGACAUUGAUCAUAUGGAAAGACAGAUCGAUAGUCACAGGCUGGAGGUCCAGAUCGCCUUGACUGCCUUUGAAGCGACUAUGAGUGAAAAGCGUUCCGCGGAUAUUCAAUCGACGAUUCUGGAAAUGUUCAAAGAAAUCAAGAAAAUUGCAGAGUACUUCUUGAAUGGCGGCCGUGAACCUCCGGAAAGAACUCGAGGUCCAAACGAACCAGGACGACAUCACCGAGAGCCAGGAUUAGAGCCAUACCCCUCCCACAGACCGUAUCAAUAUAGACGGCCUUUCGUCUUCCCCGACCUCUCCAGAUUGACAUCCCUUUACCUGGGAUGGACUUUUACCAAAGGAAGGCCACCAUAUGUCCACAUAAAUACAACAUCCACGCAGCCGUCGUGGCGAUGGGCUGUUUGCAGUCAAAUGGCCCUUUCAACUGAAGAACUUUUCCUAAAGGUUCUGGCCCAGACUACUAGGCGCUCAAAGCUCCGGCGUUCCAUCCAAGAUGACUGCAAAGACUUGUUGAAGACGAGUGUUCAAAGGAUGCUCGUUGACACUUUGCUGCGUGAGCAAAAUAGGAAUUUGUCCAUGCAACAUCCAGCUUUGGAGUUGAAAUUGGCAGGCUUGUCGUGUAAGACGAAAAGGAUUGGCUUUUUCAGCCAUGAGACUAAGAGUAUCGAUGUCAUCUUAAAGACGGAAUGGGCUCCUGGACUUCCGCCACAAGGGCCGAUACCAGCUGGAGGUGGAGGUGGAACACCUCCACCAUCUGGUUUCGAUUCUUACGGCCCUGGCAGGCCUCUUGGAGGAGGCGGAGGAGGAGGAGAUGGUGGUGGCCCUAGAUAUCCCCCAGGUGGAGGCGAUGGGGGCACCUUCUAUCACCAUGGCCCUAGUCGCACCAGUCACGGUACACACCAUACUCCUGGAGGCACCAACAACAUUCCUAGUCACACUAGACCAUCUUCAUCCAAGGCACAUCAGCCACCGGGAGUUCACCAUUCACAUUCACACGCCCCAUCAAAGUCCGCUCCCGAGAUCGUCUCGAGUGACCGAAUGUACCUCGUCAGAAAGAAAGCAAAGGGCAAACCCACAGCAUCAGACAGCGAAGGGAGCCGCCGAGUAUUCAUCCGAGAUAAAAGGGGCAAUCUCACGAUCUACCCCGAACAUCGUCGUCCGACAAGCUCUCAUGCUGAUCACAUCGAUCGACCAUCGACAUCAGCUAAGGCAGAUCAUAUCGUUUUUCCACAACCGUCUGGUCCACAUGAAAGCUUUCACGACUCCAACGUCCGGAAGGAAUAUAUCCCUGGUAUUUUCCAUCAAGCACGCACAUACCCACCACGACCAGUCGCUGAAACAGUAUACUCCUCCUCCUCUUCAUCCUACUCAUCCGACAACGAGCAUGACGAGUACCACGAGUUCUACAGAAUGCCACCCCCACACCAAGCAACAAGCAUGCAAGUCUCCGCCCACGACAUGACCCGCGAACAAGAAAAACGAAUCAUCGCCGAAAUCUUGGCCGAAUGGGAAGACGGCGUACACGGCAAACCAACCGCAAGACCAAACAUCAUCAACCUAGAUCACGAGCAAUCAAGGAAAGAAGAAGAACGCUCCAAAACCAGGCACUCAUCAGCGAUAGUCCCACACAUUGGCCCUACACGCCGAAUGAUGAUGGAAGUCGAACACGAAGCUCAGAGACAAGAAAAAAUCGAAGAAAAAAUUCGCGAGAGCCAUCGCCUCGGGGGAUCGUCUUUCCUGCACGCCCGUGAACCACAUCACAAACACACGCGCAGCGGCUCGUAUGAGAGAUCGUCACACCACCGACGGAGACCGGAAGUGAAACUCUCGCACGGAGGCGCGGACCCAUACACACAGUUCGAAAUGGAUACACGGUUCGCUAAUGAUGAGCGGCAUUAUCGUGCCUUCGCCGAACCUGGAUUCGGUGCACCGGGACCGUCGAGGAGGUACGAUGUACCCCUGAGGCCGGAGAUACCGCAUAGAGGACGAGAACGGUACGUGCAUAUAGACGAGGUAGAGCCGCGGAUACAUGUACGUGUGCCAUCUAGGAGGCGGAGGGAGUAUGAUAGUUUGUCGUUCGUGGCACCUAGUGAUUUGGUGGUGGAGGAUUCUGAGAGUGUGAGAGUUAUGCCUUCUCGGACAAGGGAGAGGGAACGUUCCCGAGUGGUUUUGGAGUCAGAGCCGGAACGAUCCAGAGAACGCGGGAGGAGGAGGGUUGAGAGGAGGAGUCCUGGAGGGAAGUUGUAUGAUUCGGAGGAGGAGAGGGAGUUGGCUUCUACCUAUAGCGGCUGA
Messenger RNA from Penicillium cataractarum, 2529 nucleotides. RefSeq lists its product as uncharacterized. The record is from RefSeq and is a predicted model, not a curated record. Bases 1 to 2529 code for a protein of 842 amino acids. The transcript is spliced from 3 exons. NCBI's taxonomy places the organism in Eukaryota, Fungi, Ascomycota, Eurotiomycetes, Eurotiales, Aspergillaceae.